CAAAACCCAUAAGGCCAUCCAAGCUUGAGUUGCUGCAACAGGGGCGACCUAGACUCAUUGAACACAAGACAAGCACCAUAGUUUUGUCUGAGACGCCUUCGAGCAAACAUAUGGCAAGACUUGCUUUCCUUGCAAUAGCAGUGGUGGCUGCCCUGGUGGAGGGCUCAACGGCGGCAUCAUACACCGUCGGCGAUGACUCCGGCUGGAGGAUCCCCUCUAGCGGUGCCAGCUUCUACUCCGACUGGGCGGCGAAACACACCUUCGCGGUGGGAGACUCUCUAGUUUUCGAUUUUGCCACUGGACAACACGACGUCGCCACAGUGAGUGAGUCUCAGUUCAGCAGCUGCACCGCCGGCAACCAGAUUGUGACCACCGGUCCGGCAACCAUCAAGCUAGACUCAGCCAGCAUGAACUACUACAUCUGCACCAUCGGCAGCCACUGCUCCUCGGGCCAAAAGUUGAGCAUUAAUGUUACUUCUGCUGCCACUCCGAGCGGCAGCCCCCCGCCGCCGGCCUCUCCAGGCAGCAGCCCGCCACCGCCGGCAGCCACUGCUCCUCCGCCACCCAACUCUGCCCCGCCGGCCGCCGUCGGCGCCUCCUCCUUCAUCAUCAUGACCAUUGCCAUGGCUUUCCUGUAGCCCUUAGAAUAGUUUUUUUUUUUUGGUUCUUUGUUUGUAUGUUUGAUUGAGUUGUCAUGUGGAUUGAUUUACAUGUUUAAAUUUUUCUGUCUGGAGACCAAUAAAUUAGCUUGAGGUUUAGGUGGUGACUUUUGUAAACGUGAUAGGCUGGCUGCUAUUGCUAUUGCUAUAUAAUAUAGAAGGAUCACCUUUUUUCAGUA
Messenger RNA from Diospyros lotus (date-plum), 838 nucleotides. RefSeq names its product cucumber peeling cupredoxin-like. Gene Ontology annotation, cellular component: plasma membrane. Bases 111 to 638 code for a protein of 175 amino acids. The record is from RefSeq and is a predicted model, not a curated record. Gene Ontology annotation, molecular function: electron transfer activity. The transcript is spliced from 2 exons. NCBI's taxonomy places the organism in Eukaryota, Viridiplantae, Streptophyta, Magnoliopsida, Ericales, Ebenaceae.